UCCAGGGAAAGGUGCCUGCAGGCGGUCAGGCGUGGAGGUUCUCCGGGUUUGAUCCGCGUCCCAGCUCCGGCCCGUCCCCUGGCCCCUCCCCGCGACCGGCUGGAGUCACACAUGUGUUUUCCUGUUUUCCAUUUCGGUCCCGUCACCCUCUGCCUCUUCUGCUCCUCAGAGUCAACAGCUGCUGCGGCUUGAGCCCUCUGCCCCCCGCUGGUGCCCCUUCCCCGCACCUCUCCCACCCCACAGCGUGCCACGGCCCCCUCCUUCCCACACCCGCCCCUGCCAGGCCGCGGGACAGAGGGCCAUGCCAGGGAGCUGGUGACGGCUGCGCUCUUCCUUCGCCAUGGCUGACGGCACUAAGUAUGCGAAGGCCCCCCAGCGGGAGGGGGAGCCCAACUCUUCGGCGCCCGGGGACCCCAACUCCGGCACAGAGCAGGUGGCGCUGAAGAAGGAGAUCUCGCUGCUGAAUGGCGUGUGCCUGAUCGUGGGGAACAUGAUCGGCUCCGGCAUCUUCGUGUCCCCCAAGGGUGUCCUCAUGUACAGUGCCUCCUUCGGCCUCUCCUUGGUCAUUUGGGCCGUGGGGGGCAUCUUCUCUGUCUUCGGGGCUCUUUGUUAUGCAGAACUGGGCACCACCAUUAAGAAAUCUGGGGCCAGCUAUGCCUACAUCCUGGAGGCCUUCGGGGGACUCAUGGCCUUCAUCCGCCUCUGGACCUCCCUCCUCAUCAUCGAGCCCACUAGCCAGGCCAUCAUCGCCAUCACCUUUGCCAACUACAUGGUGCAGCCUCUCUUCCCGACGUGCCUGGCCCCCUACGCUGCUGGCCGCCUGCUGGCCGCUGCCUGCAUCUGUCUUUUAACCUUCGUUAACUGUGCCUACGUCAAGUGGGGAACCGUGGUUCAAGACAGCUUCACUUACGCUAAGGUCGUGGCUCUGAUUGCUGUCAUUAUCGCUGGCAUCGUCAAACUUUGCCAGGGAGCUACAAGCCACUUUGAGAAUUCCUUCGAGGGCUCGUCGUUCGCGAUGGGCGACAUUGCCCUGGCCCUGUACUCGGCUCUGUUCUCCUAUUCGGGCUGGGACACCCUCAACUACGUCACCGAAGAGAUCAAGAACCCCGAGAGGAAUCUGCCCCUUUCCAUUGGCAUUUCCAUGCCCAUCGUCACCAUCAUCUACAUCAUGACCAAUGUGGCCUAUUACACCGUGUUAGACAUGCAGGACAUCCUGUCCAGUGAAGCUGUUGCUGUGACUUUUGCAGACCAGAUUUUUGGAAUAUUCAACUGGACAAUUCCACUGGCAGUUGCAUUAUCCUGCUUCGGUGGCCUUAAUGCUUCCAUUGUGGCUGCUUCUAGGCUCUUCUUCGUGGGCUCCCGCGAAGGCCAUCUCCCUGAUGCCAUCUGCAUGAUUCACGUUGAGCGGUUCACACCGGUGCCUGCUCUGCUCUUUAAUGGUAUUAUGGCACUGUUCUACCUGUGCGUGGAGGAUAUCUUCCAGCUCAUCAAUUACUACAGCUUCAGCUACUGGUUCUUUGUGGGGCUCUCGAUUGUUGGUCAGCUUUACUUGCGUUGGAAGGAUCCUGAUCGGCCUCGUCCACUCAAGCUCAGCCUUUUCUUUCCCAUUGUCUUCUGCCUCUGCACCAUCUUCCUGGUGGCUGUUCCACUGUAUAGUGAUACCAUCAACUCCCUCAUUGGCAUAGGCAUUGCCCUUUCAGGUCUGCCUUUCUACUUCCUGAUCAUCCGAGUGCCAGAGAAAAAACGACCUCAUUACCUCCGAAGGAUUGUGGCAUCUGCCACACGGUACCUCCAGAUCCUAUGUAUGUCAGUGGCUUCAGAGAUGGAUUUUGAAAAUGGAGCAGAGAUGUCCAAGCAGGAUUCCAAAUCCAACUAAAUUAUCACCCAGAAUACUGAGGUGUGGAAAGCAGGGGCCUUUCUUUCACCUACUGGCUGCAGCCAAAGAAGCUGAAAAAGAAACUCCCCGUCUUUUGAGAGAGUGCUCAGAAGCCUGGGCUCCGGCGACCUUUGAACUUGCAUUUUUCAGAUAGAAAAUAAUUUAUUUGUUUUGCUACAUAUUGUUCCAGAUUUUUUGAAAGAAUGAGUAGACUGGUGGGGAGCAUAUCAGGUGUGGGGAUUUGAUUGUUCUAAAAAAGUACAUUCCCAUGUGUAAGACACUCAAGUCUGGGUGUGCCAACCCACUCCUUUUCCUUUAAAAGGGCCAAUAAUGCUCCAAACUGUCUCCUUUUCAGAGACAUGAAACUGUCACAGGUGUUGGACAAUAAAGGGUUAUGUUCCUAUG
Messenger RNA from Sorex fumeus (smoky shrew), 2281 nucleotides. RefSeq names its product solute carrier family 7 member 7 (gene SLC7A7). Gene Ontology annotation, cellular component: membrane. NCBI's taxonomy places the organism in Eukaryota, Metazoa, Chordata, Mammalia, Eulipotyphla, Soricidae. The transcript has 10 exons. The record is from RefSeq and is a predicted model, not a curated record. Gene Ontology annotation, biological process: amino acid transmembrane transport. Gene Ontology annotation, molecular function: L-amino acid transmembrane transporter activity; basic amino acid transmembrane transporter activity. Bases 341 to 1876 code for a protein of 511 amino acids.